GGCGCCCGGAGCGCAUGCGCGCAGGCCGCGUCCGUCGGCGCACGCGCGUCUAACGUCUAACAUUGCGGAAGUAUGACUUAAGAGUGGAAGAUGCUGUGUGCGAGGAAGUUUAUAAGGACGAAGUAUGUCCUGGCCUGCGUGACGGUGUUCUGCGUGAGCUGGUUCGUGUCGGUGAGCGAGUGGCACCCCGCGCUGCGCUGGGGCGGCCGGCGACAGGCCGGCAGGCUGUCCACCAUGAGGACCAUCGUGGCCUACUCGGAGGGCAAGCAGGCCGAGAUGGACCGCCCCUCGCCGGUCACGUGCGACCGGCUGCCGGCCUACCCGGAAGUACCCUACAUUAACCGUACAUGGUCACCAGGAGAGCAACCGGAGUCCUCGUGGCAGCGGGUCGCUGGCACCCAAGUAUCGCUUUACGCUGCCUUCUACGACGAGCGGACCCCGCAGCGAUACGUGCGGAUAUUGGCUACUUUUGAAGGUCGAAACUUCCCCACCGAACAAACUCUGUUCUGCCAGACGCGUAUUUUGAACCCUUACGAUGACUCAGUGGAAGUGGUCGCAGCAAAACCAUUGGAAGUCUGGUGGCAUGAGUGGGACGCUACUUCCAUCGGAGUAGAAACACCACUGUUACUCUCUUGUCCUCUCAUCGAGCCUCUACAUCGGCCCUCCCUCGUAUCCGUCGUUACCCAACCAUGUGAUGAUCCAACUAACGCAUUCUAUUUGGAACCAUCAACAACAGUCAAACACAAAAGAAAUUUCACAAUAUGCGUCAAAGAUAUGGAUUUCAGCAACGACAUAUCACAGUCACUAGUAGAAUGGAUAGAAACUAAUAAAAUACUCGGAGUGGAUAAGAUUGAUAUUUACAUUGAUAAGCUAGUUAAAACAAGCCAGAAUGUGCUACAGCAUUAUCGAGAUAGCGAUUACGUUAGACUCUUUCAUGUUCCUAUUAAAUAUAAGCCUGAAAGAUCUCUUUGGCAAAGAAGAAGAGACCACAUAAUAACUUAUAAUGACUGUUUAUACAGAAAUAUAAGAGAAUCAGAAUUUGUUAUACCAUUAGAUAUUGAUGAAAUUAUAUUGCCGAAGGUAGCUGAUACCUUGCCAGAACUUAUAGAAAGACUGAAAAAGGUCGGAUGGGACCCAGCCCAUGACUCAGCAAUCAUGGUGAGAAAUGUGUUCUUUUUUGGCUUCAUGCAAGGACUUGAGAAAUAUAAACACAGAAAACUUCAGUCUAAGAGCAAAAUAUACGUCAAACGUGAUGACGUCCGAAUCAAAGAAGAAGAAGACCUAGGAAUAGGUGAAAUAGAAUUAGUAGAUGAUACGAUUAGUAAUGAAGUCAUAGAUUAUAAAGAAAUUGAUAAGGAUUUGCGUCAUUAUUAUAGGUCUAGAUGCAAUGAAGACUUACCGGUACCUAAGUUGGUGCAAUAUAUUGUGAGCUCGGCGAUGGUGAGCCCCGUUGGCUACUACAGUAAGAGUCUGAUGGUGACCAGGAAGGUGCUGACUGCGUUCAACCACUACCCCCUGUCCAGUAUCGGCACUUCAGGAUUCGCCGGUUGGUCAGCUCCGUACAAUGAAGUGCAACUAAAUCAUUAUAAGGAGUCGUGCAACACGACGGUGGUGGCUGAGUGCGCGCGGUACGGGCGGCGCGCGCGCAUAGACCGCGCCGCACUGCGCUUGCGACGGAGGGUCAACGCAGCACUUGCUAGCGCCAUCUGCACGUCGAAUACAGAAAUAAAUGCUACCUGAAAA
Molecule: messenger RNA, 1743 nt
Organism: Ostrinia nubilalis (European corn borer)
Lineage: Eukaryota; Metazoa; Arthropoda; Insecta; Lepidoptera; Crambidae
Exons: 4
Coding region: 91-1740 (549 amino acids)
Cellular component (GO): cytoplasm
Molecular function (GO): glycosyltransferase activity
Source: RefSeq, a predicted model, not a curated record